UAAAAAUGUUAUCCUUUUUAUUGUAGGUAUGCAAAUUGUCCAUCCAAUCAUUUAUUCUUAGGUUUAUAUCCAAUUUUGUUUGAAACCCCACCUCCCACCACACAUAUAUCAUCAUCAUCAUCAUUAUUUCCCUUGGUGCCAAACCUAAGACUUCUUCUCUCUAUCUUUCUCUCUUUAUGUGUGCUUUUUAGGGGUUGAAUGAUUGUGGGUCAUUCUUACUUCUUUGUUUUUGCAAUACAAGUUUGAGCAAAAAUGGGGAGAAAGUGCUCACACUGUGGAAACAUAGGCCACAAUUCAAGAACUUGCACUACUUACAAUAGAGGCAAUGCCAAUAGCACAAUAGGUGGUGGUGGAGGAGGUUUAAGGUUAUUUGGAGUUCAACUUGACUCACCACACUCUAUGGUUAUGAAGAAAUGCCUUAGCAUGGAUUGUUUGCCAUCUAGUUCUCUAUUACCGGCCUCAGUUUCACCUUCUUCGUCUUUAUCUUCCUCGCGGGUCUCCAUCAAUGACCUUACCGACAAGAAUAUGUCGGUUGGUUAUCUCUCAGACGGUCUCAUUGCCCGAGCUCAAGAAAGAAAAAAGGGUCUCCCUUGGUCCGAAGACGAACAUCGUCGCUUCCUAGCCGGACUUGAGAAGCUAGGAAAAGGUGAUUGGAGAGGAAUUUCAAGAAACUUUGUGACCACAAGGACACCUACACAAGUUGCAAGUCAUGCUCAAAAGUACUUCCUUCGUCAGGCGAGUCUUGUCAAGAAGAAACGACGUUCCAGCCUCUUUGACUUGGUGAGGGACAAGAAUGGGCUACAAAAUCAAAUAAUGAAAUGUAAUAUGAGUCGAACAAGCUCAUUCGAUGAUGAAUACGAUGAGGAUCAUAACGACAAUAAUCUUUCUUUGAUUGAUUUCGGUUCUCUAAAACAAGAGAAGGGCAGCUACUUCAAUCCAAUGAUCAAAUCCUAUGAAACAUCGUCGUCACCAACAUGUUAUGCGUCUCCAAGCGCUACUCUUGAUUUAGAACUUACUCUUGCUGCGCCCAACCCGAUGGACCAGAACAAAUCGUCUACCACCUCCCUCCAACUCGGUCCGAUCAUUAGUGUUGUUUAGGGAUCAGUUUGAUCUGACACUUUACGUAUGUUAAUUCAUGUUGAAGAAUCUAAUUAUGAUCAAAUGUUGUAGAUAUGUUCUUGAAUUUUGAGACCUUUGACAUGGGUCUUGUACUCCGGUUAGAUAAUAUUUUUGUAACUACAAAUAUAUAUAUGUAUGUACUCUAUUAAAUUAGGAGUAAAAACAAGAGAAUAAUCUUUCUUUGAGCAUA
This is a messenger RNA of Helianthus annuus (common sunflower), 1309 nucleotides long. Its product is annotated as transcription factor MYBS3. The record is from RefSeq and is a predicted model, not a curated record. Bases 253 to 1098 code for a protein of 281 amino acids. NCBI's taxonomy places the organism in Eukaryota, Viridiplantae, Streptophyta, Magnoliopsida, Asterales, Asteraceae. The transcript has 3 exons. Gene Ontology annotation, biological process: response to ethylene; response to gibberellin; response to auxin. Gene Ontology annotation, molecular function: DNA binding; zinc ion binding.